Molecule: messenger RNA, 602 nt
Organism: Bursaphelenchus xylophilus (pine wood nematode)
Lineage: Eukaryota; Metazoa; Nematoda; Chromadorea; Rhabditida; Aphelenchoididae
Source: the annotation of a GenBank genome assembly
AUGGCGGAAAACAAAGGUUCCCAGCUAAAUGUGACGUUGAACCCGGUCCUACCGCUCUCAAAAAUCAAAGGGAUCCUCAAGGCACAUCCUGAAGUCCAAAACAUCACGGGCGAUGCGGCAAAAUUGGUCCGUCUGACAUCAGUAAGUUGUUUUAUACCUAAAUUAAUAUUCUUUGGUGUUUAGGAGCAAUUUCUCCGUUGUUUUGUCAAGGAAUGUGUCCGCGAGACGAAGCAAGCUGGACGGAAGACCGUCUUGCCAAAGGAUUUAGGUGAGAAGACUUAGAUUUCACUGAGUUUUGACCAUUAUAUUGCACUUGGUGUUUGAUAAAGAAACUUUUAAUUUUUUCGCUUUCAGACCUGGUGGUAGACAAUGUAAACUCGUUUGACUUGCUGGAGGACGCCCUCGAUGACUGGCCUGAACCGGAAGCGCGACAUCAUUCGGGGAAACCGGGGAGGAAACCGAAAAAUCAAAAUAUUUUCGGUGGGCAAGAAGAAGAUAAGGAAAACGAUACCACCGAAGUUGAAGCCGACGAGUCUGCUGUCGCCGAAGUUGCUGUAGUCCCUGCAGAGUCUGCUGAGAUGGAUAUUGAGGACAUUGCCUGA